Messenger RNA from Bactrocera oleae (olive fruit fly), 7783 nucleotides. Lineage: Eukaryota; Metazoa; Arthropoda; Insecta; Diptera; Tephritidae. The record is from RefSeq and is a predicted model, not a curated record.
UUCUUUGUGUCGUGCACAUCGCCAGCGUCGAGAGGUUGCUUGCAAGUUGUCGUGUUGGCGUCGUCGAUGUUUUUGGUUUUGGUUUUUUGUUCGCUACGCCGUCUUUUGAAGACCUGAAAAUUCGAAGUAUUUUCGCUUUCGUUGCGACGCGUCGGCUGAACGUCGCGUACGGUGUGUGUUGCAUUUUAGCCGUCGCCAAUUGGGCAUGCCAAUAAGGAGAUUUUGAAAAUCGCGAAAAAUUGGAAAAUUUCGUGUGAAAUAUGUGCGAAUUCGUAAUGUGAAUUUUGAGUUCGGAGAAUGGAAUUGCUGAUUCCGAAGUGAUUUGCGAUUUUUGUGAAUUAUUUUAAAUGAGUGUGCUGAGAUUUUGAAAGGAUUUGCUUGAGCAAAAAAGUGAAAAAUAAUUUUGAAAAUUGAAAGUGAUUUAUAGUUGAAAUAUUGACAUAAACAGGUGGAUUUGGAAAGAAAUGCAGUAAAAAUAUAAAAAAAUUAAUAAGAAAGAAAACGUUAUUCCUGAAUUAUUUGUAUAAAAAAUAUCAUAAAUGCAAAUACUCUACAGACAAAACAAAUAACUGAUAAAAAGUGAGUUUCCUAAAGGUGAAAGUAAAAAAAUUUUGGAAAACAGUUAAAAAUUCUUAAAGGAAGUGGAAAAAAACUAUGAACAAAAAUGUUUAAAGGAUUUGAUUAAGGAAAAUACCACUGAAUUAUCAAAUACCAAAAGCAAAUUCAGAAAAUUGUGAAACCGAAAAAUUAAAAAUAAUCACAAAAUUAUGAAAACAUUAUUGGAAAAAUUUUACCAAAUAAACAGCCAAUAAUGUAAUAAGUUCAAAUGUAAAAAUUUCCAUUAACAGUAAAAUUUUUGACAACUAAACUCAGAACACAAAGUUGAAAAAAAGAAAAAAUACUGAGAAUAAUAUACCGAAAAAAACAAUUUGUCCGAAGAAAACUCAAAAUUAAAACAACAACACAAAAUGUUUAUAAAAGCGCAACAAUUGUGUGGCGUUAAUAUAGUGCAAACAAACAAAUAAAUUUAAAAAUUUUCGAGAAAUACACAAAGCAUAACAAAUGCAUUAUAUGGCAUAUACAUAUGUAGCGAUAUACAUAUAAACAUAGAUUCGAAUAUAUAAAAAAGCUUUCGAAACAGUUUUGUAGGAAAUAUAAACAAAAAGUGCUAACAAUUAAACUAAUUUAUUAAACAUUUUGAUUUCUUAACACACAAUCAAGAGCUUUCAACAAGUGUAUAGUGUGCAUUCAAUACAAAACAUAUGGUUCAUAAAGUGACAACAAAAAAACAAAAGUAAAUUCUUGUUAACCCGUUGAAUUUGAGGCAAAUAAAAACAAUAAAAAAGUCAUAUUGGAAAAGCUGCUGCGGCAAGGUAACAAAUAAGCACAAGCGCAGCGAAAAAAUAUGCCAGCACGGCGAAUUAAGUGCAAGUGCGAAUUAACUGUGUAAAAAAAACUAAUUUACAAAUAAAAAUUUAGCCAAAAUUCUACAAAAAUUUUACAAAAUAUUUAAAUAAUUGUAAAAAAUCCACAAAAAUUAAAAAUAAAAUUUUUUUGUAAGAAAUCGCUAAAAAUUCAACAAAAUUUUUUUAAAACUUUGUAAAAAAUCUCUAAAAUAUUUUAAAAAAUUAUGUAAAUUUGUGCAUAACUCAAAAAGCUAGCGGAAAAGUGCAAUUCUAACUAUAAACGCGUCGUGUAAAUUAGUUCAAAGCCAGCAAAAUAUUAAAAAACACGGGAAAAAAAUUAAAAAUUUUAAAAAUUAAAAUUAAAUUUAAAAAAACUUAUUUAAACUAAAACAAAGUGUUUUGCAACAUUUUUAAUUGUGUUGCAAGUAAAUAUAAAUUUAAAAUUUACAAUUUAUAGAAAUUUUAAAUGUGUUGCAAGCAAAUAUAAAUUGUGAAAAAACUGUUACUGUGUUUUGAAACCAUAUUCAGCGUGUUGCAAGCAGCUGUGGAUGCAUUAAAGCAACAAUAAAUACAACAAAACAGCAGCAAACAAUUGCAACAACAAUAAAAAGUGUGGCAAGUGCAUUAGAAGUGUAAAUAAAUAAAUAAAAAAUUUUGAAAGUUACAAAAAUAACAAAAAAUUAAAUAACUACAAAAAUUAAAAUUUAUUGCAAAAACUUUAAAAACUAAAACAAAAAAAUUAAACUAAACCAUAAAUUUUAAGCAUAAAAGCGUGUAAAUUUACACAAAGCAAAGCAAAAUUAGCUGCGCGAAGCUUCAAAAAGCGGCGUUGGGAAUAGAUAUCGCUGCAAGAGCUACAGCUAGAGCGCUUCUAAAUAGAGGAAAAGGGUUCUAAAGCGACAUUUAUAGCCUAAAAAUUACAAAAAAUUUAUUUAGAAGGUCAGGAGAUUAACAAAACUAGCAUUGUAAGCUUGAGCAGAGGCAGUUCGCAGUGAAGUAAAAAGCUUUUUAUAUCAAAAAAGCUUUCUAACAAAGCGUGCGCUGGGAAGCAUAGUGAGGAAAGCUGUAAAUAACCAAAAUUUUAGAGAUUAAGCAAAUAAAAGUGGAUGCUAACUACAAAAUUGGACCCAAAGAGGAAGCGAACCGCGCUUAGUGAAAACGAGGCAACGUAGUGCUUGUGGUUUAAACAAAAAAAAAAAGACUUGAAGUGAAUUUUGGAUCGCUCCUCCGUUGUGUCCAGCUGCCGUUUUUAUAGGCGCCACUAAGACUCCAAAGUUAGUAGAACCAGCUUUCGGAUCGGCGUCGUACCGCUUGCUACGCACAUUUGCCGCAUUGCGUGUGACUGGCAAUUGCCAAGUAGACGCGCUUUUUGCAUCCCCGCUGUUGCUGGAAAGUGUAAUGUAAUGAGAUACGACGUUCAAGAGUUGCUUCAUCAGUCUGCUGAGGAUCCAUUCGCCAGGUUUGCAAAUGGGAUGGCAUAUCAUCCAUUUCUGCAACUCUCCCGACCCACUGACUUCAGCGUGUCGUCGCUGUUGACGGCGGGCACACAGGCACAACAGGCUAGUAACGCCGCCGCCGCCGCCGCCGCAGCAGCUGCCGCAGCCGCAACCGCAUCAGCAGCCGGUGAUUUGGGUGCAGGCGGCGGUAAUACCGUCUUGAGUGCGGCCACCUCACCCGCACAGCCGCACCAGCAAGCGCCACCAACUACACCCACAAGCGCGGCAGCGCUCUUGCAACAGCACCAACAGCAGCAACAGCAAUUGCAUUUGCAACAGCAACAGCAACAUCAUCAACAGCAAUUGCUUUGCGGCGCCGGUCAAGCAUCACCGGUGGGUGGCCAACAGCCGCCACUCUUAUCGCCUGGCAAUAAUAAUAAUAAUAAUACCAGCGGUAGCAUCGGCAGCAAAUCGGGCAGCAAUAAUAAUAAUAGCAACAGCAACCGCAAUACACCCACCACAACUAAUAAUAACAACAACAACAACGAUCCUCAAAGCAGCAACAAUAAUUUGUCGUCGCAGCAGCCACUAGCUCAUCCAGCCGCGUCACAUUUAUCAUCGCCGCAUUUGUCGCCGCAUCGUCAACCGCCACCGCCGCAUCCGCACGCACAUCCCGCACAACCGCCAGCGCCACAGCAUCCACAUCAUUCACCGGUGCCGGGUCAUCACGCUUUGGGGCCACACCUGCCGCAACAGGCUUACUUUCCUGCGGCCGCAUUAGCUGCGCUCGCUGGCAGUCCGGCUGGUCCACAUCCCGGUCUAUAUCCGGCCGGUCUGCGUUUCCCACACCAUCAUCCACACGCCCAUCACCCGUUGGGCACACCUUACACCACCGCCGAAGACGUGGUGCUCGCAUCAGCUGUGGCGCAUCAACUGCAUCCGGCGAUGAGACCGUUGCGUGCGCUACAACCCGAGGAUGACGGCGUGGUCGAUGAUCCGAAGGUGACGCUGGAGGGCAAGGACUUGUGGGAGAAGUUCCACAAGCUCGGCACGGAGAUGGUGAUCACUAAAAGUGGACGGCAAAUGUUUCCUCAAAUGAAAUUUCGUGUUUCGGGUCUGGACGCCAAGGCGAAAUAUAUUUUGCUCUUGGAUAUCGUAGCGGCGGACGAUUACCGUUACAAGUUUCACAACAGCCGCUGGAUGAUCGCCGGCAAAGCGGAUCCGGAAAUGCCAAAACGCAUGUACAUCCAUCCCGAUUCGCCGACCACCGGCGAACAGUGGAUGCAGAAGGUCGUCUCAUUUCACAAAUUAAAAUUGACCAACAAUAUUAGUGAUAAACAUGGAUUUGUAAGUACUACGAUACUCAAUUCAAUGCAUAAAUACCAGCCACGUUUCCACUUGGUGCGAGCCAAUGACAUACUCAAGCUGCCGUACUCAACAUUUCGAACGUAUGUUUUCAAGGAGACGGAAUUUAUAGCCGUUACAGCAUAUCAAAAUGAGAAGAUUACUCAAUUAAAAAUCGAUAACAAUCCCUUUGCGAAGGGCUUUCGUGAUACCGGCGCUGGCAAGCGGGAAAAGAAGCAAGCCCUCAUGUCGAAUCGCGGGUCCGAUUCGGACAAACUCAAUCCGACACAUGUCAGCAGUUCACGUGCGCCACUGCAUUUGGGACACACUGGUCGACCGCCGCAUCAUUUGCAUGCGCAUGCGGCGUUACACGACAAUCAGGCGGACGACGAGGACAAGCUAUUGGAUGUGGUCGGACCGCCGCAGAGCCCACUAUUGCCUUUGAGUCAUUCGUUGCAACAGAUGCAUGCGCAUCAGCAAUCCGCCCUUGCAGCCUGGUUCAAUCAUUUGGCCGGUGCCGGCGAUCAUGCGAACGAAGAAGCUCUACGGCGUCGCCUACAAUCGGACGAUGUCGAACGUGAUGGUAGUGAUUCCAGCUGUUCGGAGAGUGUGGGCGGCAGCACGGGUGGCGCAUUCCGGCCCACCUCCUCGGGCAGUCCGAAAGAGAGCGCCGCUGGUGGUUUAAAUGCCGCUGGCGCAUAUCCUUCGCCGAAUAUUUCGGUGGGCCCACCGAUACACCCGUCGCCGCAUCUGUUGCCUUACCUCUAUCCACAUGGCCUCUAUCCGCCACCGCAUCUGGGGCUGCUACACAAUCCGGCAGCUGCGGCCGCCGCCAUGAAUCCGGCCAGUCUCAAUCCGGGCUUGCUGUUCAAUGCACAAUUGGCGCUAGCCGCACAACAUCCCGCCUUAUUCGGACAUUACUCAGGACAUACGCCCGUCUCACCGUUGCAGGGACUCAAGGGUCAUCGUUUCUCGCCGUACAGCUUGCCCGGCAGUUUGGGUUCUGCCUUUGAUGCUGUUACGCCUGGUUCGAAUGCGAAUCGCGGCGGCCCAUCUGGCGCUGGUGAUGCCUCUACACUGGGACCCGGCAGCAGCGGUCCCGGUAGCAGUAUAGAAAAUGGACCGCGCAGUUUGAGCUCCAGUCCACGUCCACGUGCCUCAUCCAACUCGCCACCGACGCGUCCUAUUUCUAUGUCGCCAACGACGCCACCAUCACUGCUUAAGCGACAGAAUUCACCCUCAGAGUUGAAGAGUAUCGAGAAAAUGGUCAACGGACUGGAAGUGCAACACAAUGGUAGUGGCAGUAGCGCUAGCAUGGGUAUGGGUAUCGGUAUCGGUGCGCUGGUUAGUGGCGCUUUAGAGGAGCUGCAACGCAAGACACCAACACAAGUGGAUCAGUGACAUUUAUUUGAUCGAGACGAUAACGACCGUUCGUCCGUCAUCGAUCUCGACGAUGUGUGACCGCAAGAGCAGGUUUUCCUGUUGCUUUAGUGGGCUUACAAGGGAGCCUACGCGCAUAUAAACGCGUUGGCAAUGAAGCUAACAAAGUGGCAGUCAACAUAUUACACUGCGACUAAAAUAUGUCAAUUGCUUGUUAGGCUAAUGCUAGAGUGUAUUCUCAGUCUACCAUAAGCCUUUACCGCCAAUGCACAUUUACUUGUCUCGUAUGUAUAUAAUAAUAAGUACGUAUGUAUAUUUAGCUUAAGUAGUUUAACAAAUAAGCCUGCAAACGUUUAUCUAACUGUUUAAAGCUAUGUUCCACAUAUGAUUCACAUACAAAUGUUUACUGGAGAAGAGUAUUUUCGCGCGCAAAUGCGUCAGUUAAAAAAUUGGUUAAUUAAAGAAGCGGUUUUACAUCACAUGCUUGUUAGAAAAUUCCAAAAAUUGGCGAGUAACGGUUUAUUUUAAAUUUUGCUUGCAUGUCUUUGCUAUACUACAAGUGUUUUGUACAAAAUAGUUGUUUUUCAUGCCAUUUUGAGAAGAUCUUUUGUAUUCUGCGUGUUUACUGUUUACGUUCCACAUGCAAUCCGCACAAAUUUAUCACAUUUAUUAAGCGCAAAUGCAUCGCUUGUUACUCUGCAUUAACACCGGCAUUAAAUUGUUAUGUUCCACAUACACUCCACAUACGUUCCAAAAUUUUGUUUGUUAUUUUUUGACAGUUUUCACAAUUUUUAGCUGUUUAACUUUUUUUUUUUAUUUAACUGGCGCAUUUCCGUAUACCAGCAACAGUCUUUGCAAGUAUUUUAUAACACAUAGUUAUUUAUAUAGGUUUAGCGUUAUAUAACUAUAACAAAUUUUGAUUUUUGUUGACUUUUUCGUUUUAAAUUUAGUUAACUUUUUAAGUUUUCAAACCAAAGAGUUACUUUCAGUGUAAAAAAAUAUAAUUUUUUCUAACAAAACCUAUAAAUACUGCUAAAACUUAGUUAUUGCUACUUACAAACAUGCAUAAAAAUUUACUUAUGGUUAAUUUUGCUAAAAAAAAAUCUGUUAUAAUAUUUCUCUUAAUUGUUUCACACAUGCACUGUGAAAAAUAUUGAAAAACACUUCUCUUUAGCUGCAAAUGUAAGUGACUUGCCCCCCAAGACCCCAAAAAAAUGCCUAGUAGCUGUAGGAGAGGGCGUGGCGUUCAACAGUUCACGCUCAGAGUAUUAUAAUUUAACAUAAGACAUUGUAUAAAUGUGUAAUCUUUUCUGCAAAUAAUUUAAACAAAUUAAAAAAUAAAACUAAUAGGCGUAAAGGCUUGUAUUAUUUAGUUUAAAUUUUUUAAAUGAUAAUAAUUUGUUUUUGUAACAGUUCAAUAUGUUCCUCACUUACAAUGUAAUAAUGUUUUUAAAUGAUUAUUUUUUUAGUUAAAAAUGUUAAAUUAAGUUUUAAAAAAAUGUGAAGUAAACAAAAAAACUUUUUCAGCAGAAAAAAGCAACAAAUAAAUAAAAAAAAAAUACACUGUAAAACAAAAUGGGAAAGCAAUAUUAAUUAUAGUUAAUUAAUGCACUGAAAUAUUAAUUAAAAGUUACACAUUUGUUUGUUUUGCGCUGUUAAAAACUUCAGUGUACAAAAAAAAAAAAAUUAAAAAUUUAGUGUUGACAACCGAAAAAAAUUAAAAUAGUUUAAACUAAAAAAAAUUAUAAGAAAUCGCUUUCUACAAUGAACACACUGUAAUUAAAAAUAUAUAAAAAAUAACGCAGCAAUUCAGGAAAAAUGCUGAAUGUAAAAUAAAGAUUAAACAAAGAAAAAAUUAAAACAAUGCAUAAAACACAAUUUCUCAGUAAUAGCUUAAAUACAAGUAUGUGUAAUUAAUCAACCUUUAACCUAUAAAAAACUAAACCUAAAUGUAGCAUAUAUAAAAACACAUACAUAUAUAUAGUACACACAUACAUAUAUAUUUAUAAAUUCCUAUAAAAUUUAUAUAUGUAUAUUAAAAAAAAAAAAAUGAAUUAAUUAAUUAGUGUAAAAAUGCAUAAAGUCCCACUUAUGCUUUGAGUAAAUUAAGCAAGAUGCGACAAACAAAAACACAGUGAAAGAAAUUACAAAAAGCAAAAUAUGAAUGUAUAAAUAAAAAUAUUAAUAUAUACUAAUUUAAAUGCAUAUAAAUACAUA